AUGGUCGGCGUCCCUCGGAGCCGCGGCUGUGGUCUUUGCCUGAAGCGCCGCGUCAAGUGCGACGAGGCCCGGCCCGCCUGCGCAAACUGCUCCAGAUAUGGCCAGGCGUGCCCUGGGUACGAGAAGCCCCUUAAGUUCGUCGCCAGCAAACACGCCGUCCGCCCCCGCCGGGGCCAGCAGCAGCAGCAGCAGCCGUCGGAAACCCAACACCAAAACGGGGCCGCGCCCGUGGCUGACGCCGAGGCGGGCGCAUCCGGCGCCGGCGUCGUGGCGGGUCCGCCCACGGUCGCCGCCCGUGUCCGCCCGCGACCGCAGCUCCAGCCCGUCGCCGUCCUCCUCCCGGACCUGGGCGUCGACCGGGCACAGUUCGUGUCGACGCUGAUGGACAGCAUCUUGCGGGACCAGCCCGACGCCGAGCUCUCCUUCUUCCGGCCCUGGUUCCGGGCCGUGCCGGAGCGCCUGGGCGCCAAGGUGACGCUCGACAGCGCCAUGUGCGCCCUGGCCCUGCACCUCCUGGGCAAGAGCAGGGCCGACGCCGGCCUGGUCUCGCGGUCCCGCGUCCUGUACGGCCGGUCCAUCCGCGCGCUCCAGCACGCCCUCAACCACCCCUCGGAGUGGAGAACGGCCGACACGCUCUGCGCCGCCACGCUUCUCUGCUUUUACGAGCUUUUUGCUGGUACCUCUAGCCAUGCGGCGUGGAUGGCCCAUGCCAGGGGCGUCAUUCGCGUCGUACAGCUCCGCGGCCCGGACGCCUACAUGACGAACCGCUUCGAUAAGAUUUUGCUGCUGGCCUUUCGUGCAAUCAUCAUAAUGAACGCCAUGUUCUCCAUUCAAGACUGCUUCCUUGCGCAGAAGCCAUGGCAGAGAGUGCUGCAGCACCUAGGCGCCGACCUCGAGAUACAUACCCUCCCCCCAGAGCUCGUCCCGGGGGUAAACAUCUAUUUCCGGAACCUCGCCAGGAUCCCGUCCUUUGUGCGUCGCCUCCUCACCAUGCGCAUAGCCAAGGACCACGGGAUCCCGCCCAGCCCGGCCCAGGUCGCCGCCCUCCGCCGCGACGCCGAGGCGCAGCUGCUCGAGGAGCUCGCCUGGGCGGCCUCGGUCGGGGACGCGCUGCUCCCGCCGGCCAGGGAGGUGCCGUCGCGGGACCCGGCCUCCCCCUUCGCCACCGUCCUGCGCCACGAGAGCCGGUGGGCCGGGAGCCUGCAGAUGAACCACUGGGCGACGCGGCUGAUCCUGCAGGCGACCGUCAACGAGUGUGGCGGCCGCGGCGCCGAGGACUUCAGGCCGCUCAACCGUCUUCUCGCCCAUCGCAUCUUCCGCUCCGUCGAGCUCGUCGGUCAGGGUCUCAUGGGCCCUCUGAGGUGCUCGUACCCGCUCCGGAUCGCCUACGAGUUCUCCACGCCGGAGCUGCGGCCGUGGAUCCAGCGUGUCGUCGCUGGGUUCGAGACCAGGUACGCGGCCACCAGUAUCAAGGACUAUCCCGAGGAGAUGCAAGAGAGGUUUGCGUGA
Messenger RNA from Gaeumannomyces tritici R3-111a-1, 1509 nucleotides. RefSeq lists its product as hypothetical. Gene Ontology annotation, molecular function: zinc ion binding; DNA-binding transcription factor activity, RNA polymerase II-specific. The record is from RefSeq and is a predicted model, not a curated record. NCBI's taxonomy places the organism in Eukaryota, Fungi, Ascomycota, Sordariomycetes, Magnaporthales, Magnaporthaceae. The transcript is spliced from 3 exons. The coding region runs from base 1 to 1509 and encodes 502 amino acids. Gene Ontology annotation, biological process: regulation of DNA-templated transcription.